Messenger RNA from Stegostoma tigrinum, 1094 nucleotides. RefSeq names its product steroidogenic acute regulatory protein, mitochondrial. The record is from RefSeq and is a predicted model, not a curated record. The transcript is spliced from 9 exons. Gene Ontology annotation, molecular function: cholesterol binding; cholesterol transfer activity. Gene Ontology annotation, biological process: steroid biosynthetic process; intracellular cholesterol transport; regulation of steroid biosynthetic process. Gene Ontology annotation, cellular component: mitochondrial intermembrane space; mitochondrion. The coding region runs from base 105 to 1094 and encodes 329 amino acids. NCBI's taxonomy places the organism in Eukaryota, Metazoa, Chordata, Chondrichthyes, Orectolobiformes, Stegostomatidae.
CAUGGAUGGGUCAGAUUGACCCGAUGUGACAGUGCGUGUAUAAAAAGAAAACAGCUGACAGGCGACUCCAGAAGACUUCAGUGACAAACCAAACAAGAUACACCAUGAUCCCAGCCACCUUCAAGCUCUGCGCGGCCAUCUCUUACCAGCACAUCCGCACCGUGACAGGUUUGAGACACACAGCUGUGGCAGCUCUCGGACACAAACUCCAUCAGCUCAGGCUUCAGAAUCAAGGGUCCAGCUCCCGGGUCAGUCAGGUUCGCAGGAGGAGCUCCCUCAUCAGUUACUGUCUCGAAGAGAAGCCGUACUCUGAGGCAGAGAUGGCGUACAUUAAACAGGCCGAAGAAGCCCUGCAGAAAUCCAUCUCCAUUCUGCAGGACGGAAGUGGGUGGAAGUCCGAAAUCGAAGCGGCCAACGGUGACAAAGUCGUCAGCAAAACACUUCCAGAUAUUGGCAAAGUCUUCAAGCUUGAGGUGGAGAUGGACAAAUCAUUAGAUCUGCUCUACAGUGAGCUGUUUGACAAGGUCGAACAGAUGGGAGAGUGGAACCCGAACAUUAAACAAGUGAAGAUCCUGAAAAAGAUCAACCCGGAAACGAUGUUGACUCAUGAGGUUUCCACGGAGACCGCAGGCAAACUCAUCAGCCCCAGGGACUUUGUGAGCGUGCGCUAUGCCAAGAGACGGGGCUCAACCUGCUUCCUGGCUGGGAUGUCCACCCAUUGUGACAUGAUGCCCGAGCAAAAUGGCAUCAUCAGGGCUGAGAAUGGGCCCACUUGUAUCGUCCUGCGCCCCUCUGCUGAAGAUCCAAACAAGACCAGGUUCACAUGGCUGCUGAGUAUUGACCUGAAGGGCUGGUUGCCAAAGUCUCUCAUUGACCAGGCUCUCUCCCAAUCCCAAGCUGACUUCGCCCAACAUCUCCGCCGUCACCUGGAUUCCAACAAUGCUACUCCUGCAACUAUCUUCUCCGUGAACUACACCAGUCCCCCUGGGGAAGGGGUCCCAGCUAAGAAUGCCCAUUCUCUUGAUCCCAAUUUGUUCUGGAUGUCUGCCCCAUUUAAAACCAUGCUGGCCAGAGACACAGGGCACAAACUGUAA